AUGAGCCUAGCAUUUAGCACUUCAAAUAAUAUAUAUAUAAGGAACUUGGCUCCUGAUAUAACUGAAGAUGUCGUUAGGAAUACCUUUAAACAUUGCGACGAGAUUUUAUCUGUAAGAUUCAAGAGCUACCAAGGAAGUUCCAGGAAAUAUUGCAUAGUUGAGUUUAAGACAUCGGCUGGAAUCACCAAUGGGUCUUUGAUGAACGGCAAGCUUAUGCAAGGUUUACCCUUGGCUAUAUCAGUGACUGACCCACUUUUACAUGGUUCUGAUCCACCUGGUAAUUUCACAUUAUAUAGUGACAAUAGAUAUGGUUUGAGUCACAACGCUAUGGCUCAAUUCCAGUACGGGGCAAUAGAAUCGUCUCUAUAUAAUGGUGACUUGUCAAACAAGGGUGUUUCGGAUCGUACCGUUUGUGUAGGAAAUAUACCUACGGAUUACGACAAUUCAGAUAUAUGCAGUCUAUUUGGCAAUGUUGGAACUAUAGUUUCAUGUUCUAUUGACUCGAAUACAUAUACUCCGGGCAGAUUUGCUCUUGUUGAAUUUAGUCGACUUAGUGAGGCCGAAGAAGCUUUAAAACUGUCAGGAAUUACGGUCAGAAAUUGUACAUUAAAGUUAGUUUUAAUGGAUUUUUAUAUAUCUUUUAGGAUUGAGAAACCAAAACCUUUGCUAUCUGAUAGGUCAUCAACAGCACUUCCAACGGGUUCAGCACAUUAUUUGGAUAGUAGUAUAAUCCCACAAACCUUAAUUGAACCAAUUCGCUCUGCAACAAUCAACGAAAAACUUGCCAAAGUUCUUGAUAUGAGAGAAAGGCUCACUAGAAAACUUUCUCAACCAGCACAAGGUUCAAACUCUGGUAAACAUAAAAGUUCGGAAAGUUGUUCGAAUAAUUCUGAUCAAAAAGAUGGUCAAUGGUGGGUAGAAAUUUCUAAAAGUAAAAGAUCUAGAUCUAGAAAUCGCAGUAGGAGUAAUUCUUAUAGGCAUAGACACAAGCGCCGAGAUUCUCAUUCUCGAACUCAUAGAGAUCAUUCUCGCACAAGAAGUUCGAGUUCAAGCGUAUAUACAGAUGAUUCACAUCGUAAACACAAAUCUUCACAUCACAAGGAUUAUAGACAUAGAUCUAGAAGGAAUAGUAGUAGAACUUAUUACUCUAGGAGUAGUUCAUAUGAUAAAAAACAUAGGAGUCAUCGUGACCGAAGACAUAGAAGACGUACUAGUAGUUCUAGUGAUAGUAGCGUAAAUUCAAGAUAA
Messenger RNA from Theileria equi strain WA, 1248 nucleotides. RefSeq names its product RNA recognition motif domain containing protein. Lineage: Eukaryota; Apicomplexa; Aconoidasida; Piroplasmida; Theileriidae. The coding region runs from base 1 to 1248 and encodes 415 amino acids. Gene Ontology annotation, molecular function: RNA binding. The record is from RefSeq and is a predicted model, not a curated record. The transcript has 4 exons.